GAACAAGGUUAGGCGGGCGGCCGAGCAGCAUCUCGGCUCGCCCGUCUUUUUCUGUGUUUCGCUGUCCUUUCCGCCACCUCUCGCCUGGGUCAUGGCGUCAUCCGGACUCACGCCAGCGCUUGAGGCAGUCGCCGCCCCCGCGUCGCCUGUUGGGGCGGUUGACUCUGGGGCCUCGCCUGGCGUGGGUCUGGACUUUGGCACGACCUCGGCGCCUACUACGACCGCGCCGGGCGGCCUGGUGGAUUUGGACAGCCUCGACGGGCUGGAGCCAACGCCCCUUGGGGCGUACGCCUCUCCGGGCAUUUUGCCCGCCGAGGCCAUCUCGCCGGGCGGGGCGCCAGGGGACCAUUUCAUCAGGUCCUUCGUCGCUGGCAUGUCGGUGCCCCGCCUGGCCGCCGUGAUUCGGGCCCUGUCGCCUGAGGACGCCGCGAACCUCCGGGCGGCCUUGGUCGAGGCUGACGCCACGCCCGACCAAGACACCGCCGCCGUGGGCGAGGAUCCGUCGACUAUGCCCUGGUCGGCGCCUUCGGCAUCUGGGGCGCCUGGGGCGGACCAGCCCACGACAGAUCCGGGCCCGUCUGCGCCGGAGGGCCCCGGCUGGGACGCUCUCACGUCCUACCUGGCCGAGUUCGACUCCGCCUCAGGGGCGCCUCCGGCGGCUUCGGUUUUGCCCAUUCGGGCGGCGGCAAAGCCCAAGACGGUGGCUAAGGCCCCGCCUCCGCCUUUCCUGGAGCCGGACUCUACCACGCCGCCAGCGCCUACGUCAGGAUCGUCGGCGAAGCCGCCACCGGUUCCUUUCCCGCCGAGGCCGGCGACGUUCAAGAGCACGGGGCCGCUCAGUAUGGCGCCGCAGCCACCGCCGACGCCCGAGGCGGCCAGCAGCUCUACCGCCAGGGCUGUUGUGAAGGCACCCCCGGUGCUGGAGCCAGAGGCGCCGAGCUCCUCUACUACGCCGCCCUCAUCGACGGCGCCUACCUUGGAGCCCACUACGCCGGCGGCUGUGCCGAAGAAGGCCGCCCCGGCGGAGCUCCAGGAAGAGGAGCGGGCCGACGACGCGCAUCGCCGGGAGUUCCUGCGGCGCCAGGCCUUCAUCCGACAGGAGCAGGCCGCCUGA
This is a messenger RNA of Symbiodinium sp. CCMP2456, 1114 nucleotides long. The record is from the annotation of a GenBank genome assembly. Lineage: Eukaryota; Dinophyceae; Suessiales; Symbiodiniaceae.